CUCUUCACCGCGACCCUUCCCUCAAAAGUGAUAAAAACCCCUCUCCCUCGUCCAAAAACCCUUAACAACGAAACCCACGUAAAAGAUGUCUGAUUACUCUCCUUCUUUCCCAUCUUGUUUCCGCCCCAGCCCUGCUAACUUUGAUGACCACCAUUCACCGGCGCCGCUACCGCUGCCUCCGCCUACUUCCGGCAACGCAAAUUUAACGACAUGUCUCUACUAUACCAAUCUUGGGGUCUUCGCCCUCACCUGGUGUCGCAACGUCAUCGGUCGAGAUCUCCAGAUCGACAUCCGCUUCGAUGAUCAAGAAGAUGAAGAUCUCUUUCCCUCCUAUCGCCUUCACAUGAAGCCAUUUUUCUUCUGGAGAAAAUAUGGUUCAAAGAGGCUCCACGUCAACGGUCCGACGAAGAAGAAGGUUGAAAUCUACUGGGAUCUCACCAGAGCCAAGUUCGUCGCUUCCAGCCCCGAACCCCAAUCUGGGUUCUACGUCGCCGUCGUCGUUGACGGUGUGAUGACCCUUCUUGUCGGUGAUUCUCAGAGGGAAGUAUACGGCAGAAGCAAAACAAGGAAACCCAAUAGAAGAAGCCAGGUGUUGAUUUCGAGAAGAGAACAUGUUUUUGGCAACAAGGUUUAUACAACGAGAGCUAGAUUUGGAGGCAAGACCAGAGACAUCUCGAUUGAUUGCAGCGUGAGUGGCGAUGAACCCAGGCUUUGUUUCAGUGUCGAUCGAAAAAGGGUAUUGCAGAUUAAGCGAUUGAAGUGGAAGUUCAGAGGAAACGAGAGGAUUGAAGUGGACGGAGUCCCGAUUCAGGUGUCCUGGGACGUGUAUAACUGGCUGUUUGAAGGAGGUGUUGAAGAUGGGCACGCCGUGUUCAUGUUCAAGUUCGAGAAGACGGAAUUCGGAGAGGAAGAAGAAGAGAACGUACAGGAAGAGUUGAAUGAGAAGACCGGAAGAAUGGUCGUGUGGAAGCCACAGCAGUCCCCAACCAGUGGCGGGAUUGGGAUGAAUACGUUCGAGUGGAAGAGAAUAAACAGAGGGUUUCUGAAGACGACGAGGAGCUCGUCGUCGUCAUCAAUGUCGUCGGCUUCAUCUGGGUGCAGCUCAUCGGUGAUGGAGUGGGCAAGUAGUAUGGAUGAGAGCGAGCUGCAGAGCCCAUCUGGGUUUUGUUUGCUGGUUUACGCCUGGAGGAAUUAAAUUAAAGAUCGAUUGGUGCAUCCUCAGAUUUCUUUUCUCGUUUCUCCCGAUAUUGUUUAGAUUCUUAGAUUGAUUACUAACCCAUUUGUUCAUGAACAUAUAUCAGAAUAAAAUCAGUCAAUAUGGCCAGACAAAAAAUAGAAGUUCAGAUUUCAGACUGUACUGAUCUAGAAGACUAAAACCAUUCUAUACUAUGCAAUCCUCACUCUUUCUGUACUCUUCCUUGUUUGAUUCACGGCUGCUGUAAGAAAAAUUAACCGGAAAUUUUUGAAAAAAAACGAAAAAAAAAGAAGCAUUUUUCUUCUUGUAAUCUUGUUCUUUGUUCUUACACGAUUAUUAGAUUAUAUUCA
This is a messenger RNA of Nelumbo nucifera (sacred lotus), 1545 nucleotides long. RefSeq lists its product as uncharacterized. NCBI's taxonomy places the organism in Eukaryota, Viridiplantae, Streptophyta, Magnoliopsida, Proteales, Nelumbonaceae. The record is from RefSeq and is a predicted model, not a curated record.